Biomphalaria glabrata is the source of this 2833-nucleotide messenger RNA. RefSeq lists its product as uncharacterized. Lineage: Eukaryota; Metazoa; Mollusca; Gastropoda; Planorbidae. Bases 313 to 2742 code for a protein of 809 amino acids. The transcript has 3 exons. The record is from RefSeq and is a predicted model, not a curated record.
GCUGCUUUAAAUUUUGAAAUGGCGGAAAUAGAUGUUCAGAAUUCAUAAAUGAAGUUAUACGGGCCAUGCAAAAUAUCAAGAUAUUUUUAAUCAUAUUUAUGAACACCGAAAAACAGGUAUUCAAAUAAUUGUAUGAUAAAUAAAUUUAAUCAAGAAAAUAAAAUAACGUUUAAAAAUCUUGCUUCUCAACUUGCUUCCUAAAAACAAAAAAUUGUAUUUUUUUCGACUCGAAUUCACCUUCCAAAAUAAAAGCCAAGAUUUUAAGUUUAAAAACUUUGUUUCAAUGAAUUAGAGUCAUAAGAUCUCAUAAUUAUGAUGUCUAAACUGGUGAUUAGUGACAGUAUGUCAUUGAACCAGUCUGGGACAGUAAAAGGUCAAGCCGGGGCUAACAGACAGGUAACAGACAAUCAGAAACCUUUUCACAGUAAACGGUCGUCUGACAAAACCUCUGAAAGAGCAGACCUCUUAGCGUCGCGUGUCACAGAGGAAUUGAAGUCUGCUUCCUCCUGUGUCAUAACGUCAGGAGUGUCCGAUGCAAUGCUCGGUGGCAUCAAACUGAAUCAAGCUGUGUUAAAGAAUGGACGAGCCGUUUUAAAUCCACACUUGAAAACCGUUCAAGCCGAUGAGUCCAAUGUCGAAGCGCCAAAUGCUGUGAACCUCUCGACGCAGGAGUUACGGCGCGGCGCCAAAAAGAGGACUAAAGCCUGUAACGCUACGGCCAAGGCGAAGACAUCGAUUAGAGGGACCCCGAGGGUUCUCCGAAACAAAAGACGUAGCACCAAACCCCAACAGCAGGGAGUCAAGCCAGGCCAAAGCUGCACUAAAGAGGGUGAAAACAGAACCAAACAUGACGAGACCAUAAAGUCAAACAUUAUUGCGGGGGCUGCUCUCUGUUCUUCGGUUCAUCGAAUCGUACCAAGAAAAAACACACGGAGUACAGCUACAAUUAUCACUAAAAGAGAUUUCCCGCGGAAAUUAAAAAAACAAAAAACCCAAACGGAUAGAAUUUUCAGAGCAACAUUAAAGCCCAGUAGUGAAUAUUUUAAACACAGAAAUACUCAAAACUCAAAGUCAUUUACGACAAUGAGCGCCUUGAGAAAUCGCCCAUCCUGGAAUUCAUCUACUGCCACUUCCCCAUUUCACGUGAAUCAGCACACUUCAGCUGUUGUACUUGCUGCCAAUAAAACUAAUAAUUUCACAUGCCAGCGCUCAAAAUCUGAUCACAAUAAAAGAAAGACAAAUGGAGCAGUAGAAACCCACAACCCAGCUUCUUAUUCACCGGUGUCUUUUCUACACAGCAGCUCUAGUAAGUUAGACAGACCUGAAAGCAAGACGCGAAUAAGAGGAGGCAAUCUUACAGGCGUGAUUCGUACUCGUAUCAUUCGAAAAAUUAAAGCCUCCGGUUCCAUGAACUCUUCUGCUCAUAAAGCGACCAAAAGUGGAUCUAGGAAGUUAACGCUCAAUCCUUGCGACGAUGGAAACCUGAAACUAAAUCCAAUGUUGGCAGUGGAAUCAAAAGACCGGAGCAAUGGUGAUUCUCUCGAUACUAGAAAUUUCAGCUCUGAAAUGGUCAACUCAAAAUUUACAAACUCUACAAACGCAGCAUUGUCUUUAGCCUCCUGCCCAGAGCUCCGUGGAUCUUCGUCGAUCGCGGGGGCAGCAACGUCAGUGUCCGAUUGCAAAACAUAUGGCCGCAAAUUGUCGAGCAAGUAUAAUCUUGGACAGGAGAGUUCCAGAAACAGCCGCGUUCAUGUGACGCGCAUCAGACGAAGAUCGGUGCAGCAUCUUCCGAGAGAUUCCAACAACAAUGCCGACGCCGAGGAGGCAAGCAUGGAUGCGACGGAAGCUAAGAUGACGGAAUCCAAAGGAAACGAAAAAAGCAACGACGAUGACAAGUCUUCGUCGAGCGAAAGCUCAUCAACGCCACGGCAUUCCUCUGGAACAGUCUCGUCCACAUCCUUUGAGGGGGAAACAUCCGCUAGCACUUUACCAGACUCAAUGGCCAAGAAAAAAAUGUCCAUCCAAGAAGAGAAAAAAAAAGGUAAGAAAGUUCUGAAAAAGAAAGUUGCCAAGAAGAAAAUGUCUUUGUUGAAAGAAUACAAGGAUGUCCAGAAGAGCACUGCACCUCCAUGCCCAUUGUUUGCAGGCUGGGACUUUGAAUCAAAACUAGACACGCAUCAAAUGAAAACUCUUCCAUUGGAAUGUGAUUUGGUUGGACAGCUUAGCAAAAGAGCUAAAGCAAAAGUCUGGGAAGCCAUUGGUAAACCAAUAAACAUAACCAACUGGGUCCAGAAGGCGGAUGCGCCAACUAGCACACAUAUUGACUUAAUCGAUGAUCUGAAGGCGUACCUGGCCAAGAAUUCUAUUGAAGAGUUUGUGCAGCAGUUGACCCACUCAGUUCUGCUGGCUCCAAACGAAAGUGCGAUCGGUACUCUGAUCGAGCAAGGCCAGCUCUUUAAGCAGAGACUCAAAUACGACACCGACACCGACGCCUUCCUAAAGUACGUCUUUGAGAAGCUCGGGGACAAUCCCAUCGCUUUUCCCUCGGCCACCAAGAGCGAACAAAUAUUCUACGAGUCCAACUACGAGCCCUCGAUGGAGCGUCCAAUCGUCAAGCAACCGAUCGACAUAGUUAUCGGCAUACCAGGAGUCAUCCACGAUUCUAGGCUGAGUAGUGCCCGCUCGGAUGUCGAGAAGAUAAACUUGCCACAGCCAGAGCCUUCCCAUGAGUCUUCAAUGUAAACAUGCCAUCUUUCAAGACGACCAUCGCGUUAUUUAGAAGCAAAUCAAAACAUCCUAGAAAAAUAUAGACAGUUAUAGUCUAUAUAUAAAA